CCACCUCCUUCCUCCUUGCGAGCGUCCUUGCUCAUGUCGUUCUUCGCCGCUCCUCGCGCCUCUCUGCGCCUCGGCACCGCUCUCGCACCGCACGUGCGGCACUCGCACAUCGGCAGUGCGCUCCUUUCGGUGCCGGCGGGCAUCUCCAUCUCCGAGCUGCCCUUCCCGCCCCUCUCCAACCCGCUGCGCGCGCCGCCCGCGGCGCUGCGGCAUGCGCGCUCGCUCUUGGUGGCGGGCCCAAAGGGAAAAGUCGUCGUGCCGCUGCAGGCAUACGUGCAGAUGCGCUGGCUCGCCGCAGAGGGAGCAGAGGCCACCAAGGAGACCGCCGCCGCCGCCGCCGCCGCCGCCGCCGAUGCCGGCCAGACGCUGCAGCUGAGCGUCGUCGACUCGCGCGUCAAGACGCAGCGCGCCACGUGGGGCCUGACGCGGGCCUUGCUCGCCAAUGCCCUCACGGGCGUCUCUGCGGGGCAUGCCGUGCAGCUCAAGCUCGUGGGCGUCGGCUAUCGCGCCACGCUCGAGGAGGAUCCGUUCCCACGUGCUUCUGCCCUCUCUCUCGCCCUCGCCUCCUCGCGCGCCUCCUUCGCCUCGCCGCAGCAGCGACUGACAUACCAGGCCUUUGCUGCUGAAGAAGAGGCAGCACGCACCACGCACAAGCCCAUGCGCCUCAACAUCAAGCUCGGAUACAGCCACCCCGUCAUCAUGCCCGUGCCGCACGGCAUCGACGUCAACGUGCCGCAGCCGACGGUGAUUGAGCUGCGCGGCGUCGACCGGGAAAACCUGGGCCUCUUCGCCAGUCAGAUUCGAGCGUGGAGGAGACCGGAGCCUUACAAGGGAAAGGGAAUCUUUGUCAACGGCGAGACGAUCAAGUUGCGCACUGCCAAGAAGAAGUAA
Molecule: messenger RNA, 891 nt
Organism: Tilletiopsis washingtonensis
Lineage: Eukaryota; Fungi; Basidiomycota; Exobasidiomycetes; Entylomatales
Exons: 2
Coding region: 34-891 (285 amino acids)
Biological process (GO): translation
Cellular component (GO): ribosome; mitochondrial large ribosomal subunit
Molecular function (GO): structural constituent of ribosome; rRNA binding
Source: RefSeq, a predicted model, not a curated record